GUCCCUGAAGUCUCUUGCGAGUCAUCGCCGAGAGCGACAGCCUUCGAGGCGGAAGUCGGCGGCUCCCGAGAUCCAUGCGAUUGGUGGAGAAAUCGCGGGCCCACCACGUCGCCUGUCGAGCUCGCGACCCCGACUUCGCGACAUCGCCGAUGGAGUGCCCCACGGGUGACCCGAACCGAGGCCAUGGAUCCCGAUCGCGAGCCCUGCUCGGAGCCGAAGCGAGCGGGACGUACGUACACUGCGUACAGCGGGAGGAGGAGGAGUAGGAGUAGGAGAUGUGUGCUCGGCUGGCGCACGCGGGCACCUACUCCCUCCGGGAGCACUGCACUGUGAGACGGUCCUAGGAGAGCGGCAGAGACAGACAGUUGAGGGGCGAUGUGGUUGAAUUUUAAAGUUGGGGAUUUAUGCUGCUAAGCGGAGUCGCCAUUCUGGCGCUGACGAUGCCGAGCAGGAGCCGGCGGGGAGCGGGGAGCGGAACGCGAAGGGAAGGCGGACGGGGACGGACUCAUGGGAAGGCCGCAUACCCGACAGAAAAUCUCAUCUCGAACCCUCGGGCCUUCGACGCUCCGGAGUGACGCGUGUCUCACGACCGGUCAAUCUGUCUUCUCUGCUCGCUCUUGUGUCUCGACGGUCCUCUUCUCGUCUCUUGUUUCGAUCCGAGUGGCACCUGCGAGCGAGUCGAGAUCGGUUCUUUUCCCUCGGCUGCCCUCUCCUGCCUCGUUCUGUCUCUCUCUUCUGCUUCCCUCCCUCCCUCCCUCCUCCCCUCCUCUCCUCUCCUCUCCUCUCCCCUCCCCUUCCCUCCCUCUCACUGUUCCCGUGUCUCUCAUCAAUCGGACUCUCGCGCUUUCUGUCUCUGUGACCUCUAGGACUAGUCGGCCUCUCGCUCUCUCUCUCCCUCUCUUCCUUCUGCUGCAGCCAGCUUCUUUGCCCGGCGCUGCUGCUGCUUCUGCUGCUGCCACCACCGUCCCCGUCUGCGCGCGCGGCUGCCAAAAUUUGGGCCUCGAUAUAGCAUAGCACCCUCAUUAUGCAAUCGGACGAUUGCCAUCUACGCGCGCCACACAUCACGACUCAUUCUUUGCCACAUCUUACCGUGUGUGUGGGCGUGCGCCUUUUUUUUCGAAGUGAUUGAUUUUAAAGACGAUGUUGUAGCGGAGAGAGAAAUACUUUGACGGGCGAAGAAGGCGGAUCUGAAUGUUGGACGAUUGUUUCAUGACGAAUGACUGAGCCGUCACCUUGCCUUCGAUCUUCUAGGACCAUAUCGGCUGUCGGUAAGGUGAGAGAAAGUUGUGGCAGCUUUUGAGACGAAAGUGAGCCAGUGAGCUGGAAAGAAAGUGUCCUCCGUCGGGUUAAUGGUGCUGAUAUUUUCGAACAGAUCUGUGGCCUCUCUCCGACCUCAAGAUAAUUAUACCGAUGCAGCCUGAGUCGUUCGUGAUCGUACUCCCCGGGUGCUGAGUUCUCUCGAGGAAGCUCUCCGCGCCUGUGUAGCCGCUACCGUAUGUUAUUUCAGUCAGAUCAGUGGAAGACUAUGAUUGGAUGAGAUUCGUGUUUGAUCUCGCGCUCCCAAUUUGUCUGUCUCUACUGAUUAACCUCGCAAGGAACUUGCGUGAUAUUUCCUCCGAGUACACGCACUAUUCUUAAGCUCCCCAGUUUCACAAUGUAUUUGAAAGCCUCGGAAGUCUUUCUUCUUGGUAUCUUUUGAGCAUCAAAGCUAGUGAACAAACAUAACAACGCUCACAAAUUUUGCAGUGGCUGGCUAGCCAUCAACUCCUCGCAGAAGUUUGGGAGAGUGGUUCAUACCAUUCCAACUCUCGCGACUGUCGCUCAGCUCUGUCCUCAACUACACCAACUGCCCAAGGUCGAGCACCCUAACAUAUAGACCUUCGUGACGGAACCAGCCGGCAAGCAGAGAUCAGCGUUCAGGCUAGCCGCUGCAGGAGGAUUAAGUUUCUUACUCAACCGGUUUUGGACAUCAGCUCUCAACGACAGAUUUAGGUUUAUCUACAAUUUUCACGAUUGAAGACACAUAUUUUCCACACAUGGCCAGUCAAGCUAAAGAUGGACGGGCGGUGAAUUGGUCGUUUCCUAUGAAUCCGCAUUUGCCACCUAAAAGUCCUACGUUUCCUAGCUUCGGAUCCAGUCUUUUUGAGUCAACCUCUGGACCAUUUGUAGGUGUAGGUCGGUCUAGCUACCCUAAUCGUGGUGGUGGUGGUCACAAGCGUACACCCUCUGCGGGAUAUCUUCCCCAAGUCCAGCCCGCAUGGCUGGAUGAUGUUAUAGACCCACAGGAAGUGCCUUUCAAGAGGGGAUCCCAUCGCCGCUCUUCGAGCGAUUCUGUUGCAUUUUUGGAAGCGCCUGGCAGCUUUUCUAAAAUAGAUGACCAUAUCGCUGAAGAGGACGAAUUUGAUGCGAGAAGUGUUGUUUCGAUACCGUCUGGUCGUGGAUCUUUGGACUUCGAGCUUAGCGAAGAGCAACUUAUGUCGAUGUUUACUGAUAUGGAGCCUUCCCAACAAAGUUCAAAAGCUUCUCACCAGAAUCAGCAGUCUGAGGGUGCCCGGGCUCAAUCAGGCAGUAAUGCUGUAUCAAGUUCUGCUGCAGAUAGCUGGACAUCUGAACGGAGGACACCAGCAACUACACCAGAGAACCCCUCCACGCCAUCUGACAGUAAUAGUCUUAGUGAAGUUUCAAAUGAGGAGAGGGGACUUGGUAGGAUGAAAAGUGAACCUGAGGUUCAAAGCGUAGGAGAAGGAGAGGGCGCAAGUAGUCAACAACCGUCAAAAGGAGAGUUGCAAUCGCUUUCAUCACAAAUUGAUCCAAACCUGGACCCAAAGAGGGCUAAGAGGAUUCUCGCAAACCGACAAUCUGCACAGCGCUCUCGUGUACGGAAGCUGCAGUAUAUCUCUGAACUUGAAAGGAGCGUCCAUGCCCUGCAGACGGAAGUAUCCACUCUUUCCCCUCAAGUGGCUUUCCUCGACCAUCAGAGAGUGGUCUUGAAUGUCGAUAACAAUUCUUUGAAGCAAAAGAUUGCGGCGCUUUCUCAAGACAAAAGGUUCAAAGAAGCUCACAAUGACGCUUUGAAGAAGGAAGUUCAAAGGCUAAGGCAGCUUUAUCAGCAACAGCAGCAGCAUCAUAUGCAACAACAGCAAUUACAGCAGCACAUCCAGCAACAGCAACAGCAGCUUCAGUCGUCAACACCUGCUGCUUACGAGCUGCAGCAACAGCAGUUCAGCAAACUGGAUCUGGGUUCUGCUGAAUCAAAGCAAGUAGGUGCAGAUGCGUUUUGUGCCCUUAACAAGGGCUCAAAUGGGGUGCAAUCUGUCAAUGGACCUGGACCGGUUCCAGCUCAGCGCUCCAACGUUAGGCCCAUGGUCAUUAAGAAUGUUGUGCCUUCAGGUUGCAUGGCUCCUGGAAGCACGAAAGGCAUGGAUGGGAGACUGAUGAAUGGGGGUGGUCCUUUGCAGUCAGAUUUCAUGGUGCACAACCCUUGAGAAUUGAACGGCUUAGCAACCUCAACAAAGGUCAGUAGCGGUAACAAUUUACACUUGGAAGAAUGAAUGAACAUCCCUUUAAUUUUUCACUGCCAAGACUAUGAUGGGAUGGCUAGGACCAGAAUCUUCGAACGGAACACAGUUGGACUGCUUUACUUUCAGUCUCCCAGAGUCACCUAAAGGUCUUUCUUACAUUUUCUGCACCAAAUGUCUUGUAGUCCUGUCGUGUACAUGUCCAUGACAGGAAAUGCCGUUGAGCAUUCCUUUAGUAGCAGUGCUAACACUGUAAAUUUUAUUCAGAAAAAAAGUGUCCAAUUUUUCGGAAUAAUACUAGUUCUUUCUAGCUGAUCAUAGACAAAUUUGAAGUUUCACGGAAAGGGCCUUCGCAUAGAACUGCCAACUGUAGAGGUGAUGUCUGGGAAUACGUGUAGAGUAGUAGAGCUCUCUUCCCAUUUCAACAGUAGACUGGUGCAGAAGAGUAACUAUGUUGGUUAACUUGGGGUCGCGACAUUGUACCCUGUAUUUACUCCGCUGUGUACACUACAUUAAACCCCUUUGUUCUCUAAAACCUGGGUUCUUGAGAAUAUCAGCGGUUCGAUUCAUACAGAUCAGUCAGUGUAAAUCCAUGCUUUCAGUUAUUUUUUGGCAGACAACAUUAAUAGAAUAGGUCCUUGCCAGUCAAAUCCUCAGAGAUACUUCGUUUCGAUGAGUUCUGUCACAAAAGUUGCCUUCAUCUCCUUCGAUACUGACCAUCUCUUCCCUUAGAUGAACACAUAAAAUCCAUUCAAUUUUAUCACCGUCUAGAUCUUGGGAGGCUGAUAGUUGACUAGGACUUCUCUUCGGGCAGAUCCGCAGUUUGUACGCAAAACCUCAGUACAGGCUGCGUUUGCUGCCUGGGAAAGUAUCUAGAGGCACGCGUCAAGUGGUGUAGUGGGUCUCGUAUUGGCAACUAUACUAGUGUUACGAACAUUGUCUACGGUUCCAAUAUCAGCCAACCUCAAGGUGGCCUGCAUUCUUUAGUUCGUUGUUGUCUGCAACGCAAUCCUUGGAAUAUUGCAGUUCGGAUUGAAAAACAGUCCAUCAUGAAUUUGAAGUUGCCACAACACCUUUUUCCU
Molecule: messenger RNA, 4600 nt
Organism: Marchantia polymorpha subsp. ruderalis
Lineage: Eukaryota; Viridiplantae; Streptophyta; Marchantiopsida; Marchantiales; Marchantiaceae
Source: the annotation of a GenBank genome assembly